Messenger RNA from Pteronotus mesoamericanus, 5409 nucleotides. RefSeq names its product multiple EGF like domains 6 (gene MEGF6). NCBI's taxonomy places the organism in Eukaryota, Metazoa, Chordata, Mammalia, Chiroptera, Mormoopidae. Gene Ontology annotation, molecular function: calcium ion binding; protein binding. The coding region runs from base 16 to 5409 and encodes 1797 amino acids. The record is from RefSeq and is a predicted model, not a curated record. The transcript is spliced from 42 exons.
GGGGCCACGGGCGCGAUGCCUGACCUUUCAGAGGCGACGGCUGCGGGGCGCGCGGUGGCCCUUGCCCUAGUGCUGCUGCUCCCCUCCGGGCCAGCGGGCGCCGGCGCCCUGUCCCGCCUGCAGCCCAGCAUGCCCCACGUGUGUGCCGAGCGGGAGCUGACCCUGGUGGGCCACCGCCAGCCCUGUGUGCGGGCCUUCAGCCGGACGGUGCCCGUGUGGAGGCCGGGCUGCGGGCGGCAGGCGUGGUGCCUCAGCCGCGAGCGCAGAACCGUCUACUACACCAGCUACAGGCAGGUGUACACCACGGAGGCGCGGACCGUGCUCAGGUGCUGCCCAGGCUGGAGCCAGCGGCCGGGCGACCGGGGCUGCCUCUCCGACGUGAACGAGUGCCCCGCCGGCAGUGGGGGCUGUGAGGGCUGUUGCUGCUACCCCGCUGGCCGCCAGCUGCGCAGAGGCGCCCUGCCCCUGAAGAUCGCGGACGCUUCCAGACCCCACAGCCACCGGCCUGGGCGCGCCUGGCGGCACCGCGGGAGCCCGCGGGUGGCUGUGGGCGGCAUCUGGCUGCAGCGUGUUCUGCACUUGCUGGGCUGCUGUCCCCGCAGCCAUGCCACAGCCCGCUCACCCGGCCUAAGGGGGAUGGAGGCUCAGAGCCGCCUGCACCCCAAGUCCCGAACGGGCCGGGGGCCACCUCUGCCGCCCCCAGCUGCGCCUGCUCCACCCCAGCCCCGCCCUGUGCUGGCUGCUGGGGGCUGGGGCCCCAAGCAGCCAUCCCUGUCCCCGGAAGGCGACGGGCAGGACGGCUGGGCGGGAGCAACUCCCGGCGGCGGCGGCGGCGGCGGUGGCGGCGGCGGCGGUGGCGCCGAGCACAGCCGAGCGCAGCCGAGCACAGCCCAGCGGCGGCCGCCUGUGCGUGCCCGCCGGGCCGGGAGUGGGAGCCGGGAGCCCGCCGCUGUCGCCAUGGAGGCGUCCUGGAGCCGCAGCCGUCUGGCCGCGCUCUGGUGCCUCGGGCUUUUGGGGGGCCUGGCGCGCGUCGCGGGCACGCACUACCGCUACCUCUGGAGGGGCUGCUACCCGUGCCACCUGGGCCAGGUCGGCUACGCCCUGAGCGCCGGUGACGGGAGACCAGAUGUGGACGAGUGCCAGAUGCACAACGGCGGCUGCCACCACAGGUGUAUGAACACGCCCGGCUCCUAUGUCUGCGAGUGCAGGCCCGGCUUCCGACUCCACACGGACGGCAGGACCUGCCUGGCCAUCCACUCCUGCGCCGUGGGCAACGGGGGCUGCCAGCACAGCUGUGUGCAGCUCACAGCGACCCAGCACCGCUGCCAGUGCCAGCCCGAGUUCCAGCUCCAGGAGGACGGCAGGCGCUGCGUCCGCAGAAACCCGUGCGCGGACCGGAACGGCGGCUGCAUGCACACGUGCCAGGCGCUGCGGGGCCUCGCCCACUGCGGCUGCCACGCUGGCUACCGGCUGGCGGCCGACCGCAAGGCCUGCGAAGACGUGGACGAAUGCGCGGCGGGGCUGGCCCAGUGCGCCCACGGCUGCCUCAACACGCGGGGGUCCUUUAAGUGUGUGUGCCACGCGGGCUACGAGCUGGGGGCCGACGGCCGGCAGUGCUACCGGAUCGAGAUGGAGAUCGUGAACAGCUGCGAGGCGGACAACGGCGGCUGCUCUCACGGCUGCAGCCACAGCAGCGCGGGGCCCCUGUGCACCUGCCCCCGUGGCUACGAGCUGGACGAGGACCAGAAGACGUGUAUCGACGUGGAUGACUGUGCCGACUCGCCCUGCUGCCAGCAGGUCUGCACCAACAGCCCCGGGGGCUACGAGUGCGGCUGCUACGCUGGCUACCGGCUCGGCCCUGAUGGCUGCGCGUGCGAGGACGUGGACGAAUGCUCCUCCGACCGCGGCGGCUGCGAUCACCACUGCACCAACCUGGCCGGCUCCUUCCGGUGCUCCUGCGAGGCUGGCUUCCGGCUGGACGAGGACCGCAGGGGCUGCACCCCCCUGGAGGUGCCCGAGGUGGACCUGGACGGCCGGCUGCCCUUCGUGCGGCCCCUGCCGCACGUCUCGGUGCUUCAGGACACACUGUCCCACCUCUUCCAAGACGACUAUGUCGGGGCCGAGCAGGCGGAGGUGGAGGCCGAGGCCCGGGGCGAACACACACUGGAGGAGAAGUUUGUCUGCUUGGGCGACACCUUCGGCCCCGACUGCAGCCUGACCUGCGAGGACUGCAGGAACGGAGGGACCUGCCUCCCGGGCCUGGACGGCUGCGACUGUCCCGAGGGCUGGACCGGGCUCGUCUGCAACGAGACUUGCCCUCCGGACGCCUUCGGGAAGAACUGCAGCUCCCCCUGCAGCUGCCAGAACGGCGGGACCUGCGACCCCGUGACGGGGGCCUGCCGCUGCCCCCCAGGUGUCGGCGGAGCCCACUGUGAGGACGGCUGCCCCAAGGGUUUCUACGGCAAGCACUGCCGUAAGAAGUGCCACUGUGCCAACCGGGGCCGCUGCCACCGCCUCUACGGGGCCUGUCUCUGCGACCCAGGGCUCUACGGCCGCUUCUGCCACCUGGCCUGCCCGCCCUGGGCCUUCGGGCCGGGCUGCUCGGAGGAGUGCCGGUGCGAGCAGCAGAACACGCAGGCCUGCGACGGGCGCGACGGCAGCUGCUCCUGCAAGGCGGGCUUCCGGGGCCCACGGUGCCAGCACGCCUGCGAGCCCGGCUUCUUCGGGCCGGGGUGCCAGCAGGCGUGCGCCUGUCCUCCGGGCUUGGCCUGCGACCCCGUCAGCGGCGAGUGUGGGAAGCAGUGUCCUGCCGGCUACCGGGGGCAGGACUGUGACCGAGAGUGCCCCACGGGGACGUUUGGCGUGAACUGCUCAGGCUCCUGCUCCUGUGGGGGCGCCCCCUGCGACCGGGUCACGGGGCAGUGCCUGUGCCCGCCUGGGCGGACGGGGGACGCUUGCGGGGAAGAUUGCCCCGAGGGCCGCUGGGGGCUCGGCUGCCAGGAGAUCUGCCCUGCGUGUGAGCACGGAGCUGCGUGCGCGCCCGAGACCGGAGCCUGCCGCUGCCGCCCCGGCUACACGGGCAGCCGCUGCCAGGACGCGUGCCCCGCAGGCUGGUUUGGGCCCGGCUGCCACGUGCGAUGCUCCUGUGCCAACGACGGGCACUGCGACCCGGAGACUGGACGUUGCAGCUGCGGCCCUGGGUGGACCGGCCUCAGCUGCCAGAGAGCCUGCGACGGCGGGCGCUGGGGCCCCGACUGCAGCCUCACCUGCAACUGCAGCACAGGCCACGGGAGCUGUGACGCCAUCAGCGGCGCCUGCCUGUGCGAGGCCGGCUACGCGGGCCCGCGGUGCGAGCAGCGGUGUCCCCAGGGCCACUUCGGGCCAGGCUGUGAGCGGAGGUGCCAGUGUGAGCAUGGGGGCGCCUGCGACCACGUCAGCGGGGCCUGUACCUGCCCGGCCGGCUGGAGGGGAACCUUCUGCGAGCGAGCCUGCCCGGCCGGCUUCUUCGGGCUGGACUGCCGCGAAGCCUGCGACUGCGCCGCCGGGGCGCCCUGCGACGCUGUGAGCGGCACCUGCCUCUGCCCUGCGGGCCGCCAUGGCCCCCGCUGCGCCCAGGUCUGUCCGGCCCUCACGUUCGGGCACAACUGCAGCCAGGCCUGCGCUUGCUUCAACGGGGCCUCCUGUGACCCGGUCCACGGGCAGUGCCGCUGCGGCCCUGGCUGGACGGGCCCCAGCUGCCUGCAGGCCUGCCCCGCGGGCCUGUACGGCGAGAGCUGUCAGCUCGCCUGCCUCUGCCAGAACGGAGGCACCUGCGACCCUGUCUCAGGACACUGCACCUGCCCCGAGGGCUGGGCCGGCCUGGCUUGUGAGAAGGAGUGCCUCCCGGGGCGCUUCGGAGCCGGCUGCCAGCACAGCUGCAGAUGCCUCCACGGCGGCCUCUGCGACCGGCACACGGGCAGCUGCCUGUGCCCCGCCGGCUGGAUGGGCGACAAGUGUCAGAGCCCCUGCGCCGAGGGUACGUUCGGGGCUCACUGUGAGGGGCGCUGCGCCUGCCGGCGGGGAGCCGCCUGCCACCACGUCACUGGGGCCUGCCUCUGUCCCCCCGGAUGGAGGGGCUUGCGGUGUGACACGGCCUGCCCGCAGGGCUGGUUUGGAGAGGCCUGUGCCCGGCGCUGCCAGUGCCCGCCGGACGCCGCCUGCCACCACGUCACCGGGGAGUGCCACUGCCCCCCGGGCUUCACCGGGCCUGGCUGUGAACAGGCCUGCCCGCCUGGCACCUUUGGGGAGAGCUGUGGGCAGAAGUGCCAGUGCCCCAGCGAGAACCAGGCCUGCCACCCGGCCUCGGGCGUCUGCGUGUGUGCGGCCGGCUUCCACGGUGCCGGCUGCCAGCAACGGUGCCCUCUCGGACGCUUUGGGUCCGGUUGUGAGCAGCUGUGUGGGUGUCUCAACGGAGGCUCCUGUGACGUGGCCACGGGCGCCUGCCGCUGCCCCGCCGGGUUCCUGGGGGCCGACUGCGGCCUCACCUGUCCCCAGGGCCGCUUCGGCCCUGGCUGCGCCAACAUAUGCCGCUGUGGACAGGGUGCCACCUGCAACCCCGUGACCGGCAACUGCACCUGCCCCCCGGGGAGGACCGGUGUCAGCUGCGAGCACGACUGCCCCCAGGACCGGUUUGGCGCCGGCUGUGAGCACGUGUGCUCCUGCAGAAACCGGGGCCUGUGCCGCCCGGCCGACGGCAGCUGCUCCUGUGGCCUGGGCUGGACGGGGCCGCGCUGCGAGCUGCCCUGCCCCGCCGGGCGUUACGGGCCCGCCUGCCGCCUGGAGUGCUCCUGCCACCACAAUGGCACCUGUGAACCCCGCACGGGCGCCUGCCGCUGCGGCCCCGGCUUCUAUGGCCAGGCCUGCGAGCACUCCUGUCCCCCUGGCUUCCAUGGGGCUGGCUGCCAGGGGGUGUGCAAGUGUCAACAGGGAGCCCCCUGCCACCCGGUCAGCGGCCAGUGUCUCUGCCCCGCUGGCUUCCACGGCCAGUUUUGCGAGAGGGGGUGUGCGCCGGGCUCGUUCGGAGAGGGCUGCCACCAGCGGUGUGACUGCGAGCACGGGGCAGGCUGCGACCCUGUCACCGGCCGCUGCCUGUGCCCCCCAGGGCGCACGGGGGCCACCUGUGGCCUUGGCUGCGGAGGGGGCUUCUUCGGGCCGGGCUGCGCCCUGCGCUGUGACUGCGGGGGUGGGGCCGACUGCGACCCCAUCAGCGGCCAGUGUCACUGUGUGGAUGGCUACACAGGGCCCACGUGCCGGCAAGGUGGGCCCCCCCAGCUCCCUGGGGUCCCGUCCCCAGCCCCGAGUCCAGCGGCCUCACAGGCAGCCGCUCCCAGACCAGCGCAGGGUCCCCGCAGCAGGGCCGAGGACCGCUAG